UCUUCACAUAAAAUGUAUAUUUUAUGACUAUGUUGUUCCCUCCUCUUAUUCAGAGCAUGAAGCAAGAUAUUCAAGAAUUGAUCAAAACUCCAAAGUGUGAGGAAAACACCACUUUCUCUUUAGCAUCCUCACUCCUGACCACAAAAAGGGAUAUUUGUCCACAGUCUCCAUCCGUAGUGUCUCAGCACUGUACUUCAAGAACAACAGCAAGCACUCCAUGUCCUCCACAGAAAAUAGCAAAUGGCGGCCCCUCCUGUCCUACUCGCAGAACAGCAAGCAUCAUCCCCUCCUGCCUUUCCCCUAUAUCCACAGACACUCAUAAUGUAAGUUGCCAGACAGUAGAGUCCUCCCUUGUCCCCUGUGAUGCCUGUGCUCAGGUCCAGUCCAGCCUGAGGGAGACUGGUGAUUGAGAGGUGGGAAGGUGGGAAGGCCCUCGCUGCAGCGCCUCCUUCCCACCUCUCUGCAGCGCCUCCUGGUGGCUGUGGAUGACACCAUGGAGCAGGGCCGUCUGACUGUAGGAGAUGUGUCCCAGUGGUCCACAGAGCAGCAGGUCAGGUGGGAAAGGUCUGGCUUCAGCAUCUGCUGAAGGUGCAGUCCACAGUGCAGGGCUCAGCUGGGGGAGGGCACAGGAGGAACUGAAGCGUAAAUGGGCAAAGGACCAAGCAAGACUGUAGGAGGCCCAGGCAUCCAGGAAGGAGACUGCAGGACGAACAUGAGUAGCUGAGUCUCCAUGUCCCUGGAGGAUAGCAACUCCAAACUGAAGGCAGAGAUUAGUUUGCAACAAGAAAGGUUACACAAACUCGAGUGUGAGAGAGAUAAGCUACAUCAGGAAGUGAAGGCCUUGCAGGUAGAGGAAGAGGCACGGAAUAAACUAGAGGAGAAGACACAAAAACCGGAGGCUCAACUGUCCAGUACUCAGCUCUUACUUGACAAAGAGAACUCCAAGUACCAGAAUGCAUGUCACCAACAGGAGUCACUGCAGGCCAAGCAGAUGUCUCUAUUGGAGAGAGUGGAUGCUCUGGACCAGGAGUGUGAGGAGCUUCAAGGACAGUUGGGGGAGACUGAGGACACACAGACAGGCCUACAGGAUAGACUGACACACAUCUCAGAGGAGAAGGACCAACUUAAAACCCAGCUCACCCAAGAACAGGUACAUUACUACCAGACAGAUGUGACUCAACGCAAUAUUAAGCACAAUGAAAUGUUUCACGUCAAGCUAUUAGGCAGCUGCAGGGACCGCUGCAAAUCUGUCAGAUUACAGAGGCCUCAUGAGGAUGAGGGAUGUCCUAUGGCUGGCAUAGUCUGA
Molecule: messenger RNA, 1306 nt
Organism: Salvelinus namaycush (lake trout)
Lineage: Eukaryota; Metazoa; Chordata; Actinopteri; Salmoniformes; Salmonidae
Product: coiled-coil domain-containing protein 157-like
Exons: 5
Coding region: 731-1306 (191 amino acids)
Source: RefSeq, a predicted model, not a curated record